AAAAAAAAAAACCACCAUUUAAUUACUCUCUCCCCCUCUCUCUCUUCGCCGGCUUCUGGAAAUCCAAGUUCGCAUCUCGCUGACACUCUCUACGAAUUACGCCUCUUAAUCUUCAGCUCUAUUUCUAAUUACGAUCUCUCGGAGUUCACAGCGUGUUUCUUCACGAUUUCAUCAUCUAUUUGCAGCGCCAAUCUUUGGGGUUUAGGGUUUUGUAAUCGAGUCCAUUUUUAGCUCCGUAGAGGCAUAAGCAUCUUCCUUUUGGCAUAAUCCGAGGUGGGUUUCUUUUGGGUCUAAUCAAUUUUCCUUCUUUUGGCUUUGCUUCCCUUGUGAUUCCGAAUUGCUAAAACCCUAAAUUGAACAUGUUUCUCGGCGAGCUUCGUAGCUCAAAAUUACUCACCGUAGAUGAUUCCAAUGGAUAAUUACUGCGUACCGAGCACUAGCACGACUGGUUUAGUAUUCCCGGCGAAUUCGAGCAUGGCUGCUUCUUCGGGAUUCCACCUUACUGUAAAUUCUCCGGCUGGACUCAAACAUGAAGCUGCUUUGGCUGUUGACUGGUCUGUUGAGGAACAGUAUAUAUUGGAGAAAGGCCUUGCAAAAUUUAAAAAUGAACCACAAGUCACGAAGUAUGUAAAGAUCGCAUCAACUCUACCAGAUAAAAGUGUACGGGAUGUAGCAAUGAGGUGUAAAUGGAUGACGCAAAAACGAAGAAAAGGGGAAGAACAUAGUGCCGGGACCAAGGUUAGCUACAGAAAGGUGGUGGAUUUACCACCAAAGCUGAAUAUGUUCUCCACCAUGCCACAACAAAAUGCUACAUAUGUCAUGAACCAUAUGUGCCAGAGUGCACGCAUGCCUUUUGAAGGUUUAAGUGAUGCAGUUAUGGAGCUUCUACGGCAGAACGCUCAAGCUUUCAGUCAAAUUUCUUCAAACCUUUCUGCGUGCAAGCCACAGGAUAACAUCAGUCUGUUUUAUCUGGCAAGAAAUAACAUCAGUUCCAUCUUGAAUGACAUGAAGGAGAUGCCUGGUAUCAUCAGCCGGAUGCCACCUCUGCCCGUUUCAAUUAACAAUGAUCUUGCUAGCAGGUUAAUGACGAGUACACCACAGCCGAGAUCUUAUAUCAUUCCUUCGAGUAUCCAUCUGAAGCAGGAGCCAAAAAACUGAUGGGGACAAAACUGGAUUUUGACCAAUGCUAAAGGAAAUAGCACAAGAAACCGAUAAAUGGCAGUUGUUCGAUGUGACCUGGACUGAAAGACGAUUGGUUUAUCGACUGCAAAAACACACUAGAUUGAACAAGAUGGAGAUCUUGUGGAACCCUUUGUGCUGUCGGCUAAUAUGGCGUGGAAGGGUUAUUAACACUUAACCGCAGGCUAGCCAAAAACCCUUUUUCAAACCCUUUCAUGUCUCGAAAACUGAUUACUUUAUCGGUGCGAAAAUGCUUUGGUGGUCAAUCCAAGAUAUGAAUUUGUUGCACAGAUCCGUGGUAGACUUGGUUGUAUAGAUUAGCUGUUUCUGUAAGGUAUUAGAUGAAGAGUUAUUUAAGUUUGUAUUAAGAACACAUCUUUGUAACGUUUGCUCUUCAUAAUUAUGCUCAGAACAUUGAGGCAAAAAUUCAUAUGUUUUGAAA
Molecule: messenger RNA, 1621 nt
Organism: Eutrema salsugineum
Lineage: Eukaryota; Viridiplantae; Streptophyta; Magnoliopsida; Brassicales; Brassicaceae
Exons: 8
Coding region: 403-1158 (251 amino acids)
Source: RefSeq, a predicted model, not a curated record